AUGGUGGGGAAUCAUCAGUCAAUCUCUUUUGGGAGAAUCAUGAUGAUCCUGAUCAAGCUCUUGCUAGUGCUGCAAUGUCUCAUAGUUGUAUCUGAAGCAAAGGUUUCCCGUAAGCCUGGUUAUGACUUCUUCUUCUUUGUUCAGCAGUGGCCGGGAGGUUAUUGCGAUACAAAGCGCGGUUGUUGCUACCCUACUACCGGAAAGCCAGCAGAGGAUUUCACCAUUCAUGGACUCUGGCCUAAUUUCAACAAUGGAACCUAUCCUCAAACCUGUGAUCUCAGCAACCCUUUUGACAAGUCUUUGGUAAGUUAUACCUUAGUCAAAACAACUAUCUCGGACUUGAUAGAGAGAAUGCAAAACGAUUGGCCAACUUUAAGCUGUCCAAGUAGAGAUGGGUUCAGAUUCUGGGGUCAUGAAUGGAACAAACACGGCACUUGCUCGGAAAAUGUCCUCGACCAACACUCUUUCUUCGAGAAAACUCUCGAUUUUAAAAUAUCCUCCAACCUUCUUCAACACCUGAAAGAUGCUGGAAUCAAUCCGGAUAAUGAGUUCUAUAGCGCGAACGAUGUAGAGGCGGCUAUCAAAAACGCGUUAGGCGUGACACCUUACCUCGAGUGUAAUUUUGAUAGAGAAGGAAAUAGUCAACUCUCUCAAGUCUAUAUUUGCGUAGACAAACGUGCAUCUGCCUUCAUUGAAUGUCCAGUGAUGCCCCAUGCCAAACGAUGUACUUCCGAUAUACAGUUCGAGUCAUUUUCCGAUUCUAAAAUCCUUAAUGAUCAAUAAUUUUAA
Impatiens glandulifera is the source of this 789-nucleotide messenger RNA. RefSeq names its product ribonuclease 1-like. Gene Ontology annotation, molecular function: ribonuclease T2 activity; RNA binding. The transcript has 5 exons. Lineage: Eukaryota; Viridiplantae; Streptophyta; Magnoliopsida; Ericales; Balsaminaceae. Gene Ontology annotation, biological process: RNA catabolic process. Gene Ontology annotation, cellular component: extracellular region. The coding region runs from base 1 to 783 and encodes 260 amino acids. The record is from RefSeq and is a predicted model, not a curated record.